AUGAACAGAACUGGUAUAAAUGACGGAAGACGGGUAUACCUGGUAUCUAGUAUAGGAAAAUCGAAACGCAGCCAAGGUGGAUCACCAAGCUCGAAAUCCCGCCAUUCACACAAGGACACCGAGUCUCAAAAAUCCUCACACCAUUCUUCAAGUGACAGUCGCAACAAAAAGAGACGAGACCACCAGAAGCGAAAACGAGACUUGGAAGAGGGUUUCGAGACCGAAGAAGUGGAAGAGGAAAGGAGUAGAGCCACUUGCGUUGUUGUAGCCAUCAGCACGACGAUUAUUGUCAUUGCAGUGAUGCUGGUUGUAUUGACUCUUUAUUUUACGCCACAUUUUGUAGAGGAAGAAAACAGUUACUAUUGCUGUAAUAAUACGGAGGAUCUCUUCCACACUCUACCAAAGCAUUGACAUUUAGUUAAAGCUGUGGAGGAAUUUAUUCGAUGACUGUUAAUUUGGUGCAAAAAAUUGAGUCCAUGUCUAGAGCUUAAUGUUGUAUAUUCUUUAAUAGCUCUGAAUAUAGACGUAAUUAUCUUUUACAACAUUUUGGAUAUAUAGGAAUUGAAGUCGAAGCAUACGAACUUCAUGAAAAGUAAACUUUGUUUCAAGGUCUCCUAACCAACUGUACGUUUUUGAUCCAAGAAUACCCAUACUGAUCCAGGAAUUCUGCAUCUAUGCAAACUAAACAUUUUUAGUUAAAUUUACAAUUAGUACAAUUUAAAACAUUUUUUAAAUUGUUUUUUAAAUCUGAUUACUUAUUGAUAUUUUAAUGAUGAGAUACGAAUUCCUAAAAUAAGAAAUAUUAAUUAUAUAUUCUAGGAUUUAGAAAUGCAAAAGAAAGAAACUGCAUUGUCAGUAUAUUAUCGCAGUUUAAAAAUUAGUAGAAAAAGUGAAUCUUAAAAAUAUUUUCUUGCAUCCUUUGAAAUUGUAAUUUUAUUCUCAUAUUUGAAUCCUUAUGUAUUAUGUGUUAGAUAUUAUUUAUUUAAG
Stegodyphus dumicola is the source of this 987-nucleotide messenger RNA. RefSeq lists its product as uncharacterized. Lineage: Eukaryota; Metazoa; Arthropoda; Arachnida; Araneae; Eresidae. The record is from RefSeq and is a predicted model, not a curated record.